GUGAUGAAUACAUUUACUGGAGAUCCUAUUCUCUCUACUGUAGCCUCUGGUAAUAUUUCUAAAAAAGAUAUGAACCCUCAUCAAAGUCUCAAGUUAACAGAUGAAGCCUGUAAAGCUGUCCUUGAAAGAUGUCAAGAAGCCAAAGAAGCAGCAGCAUCUCUUAAUCGAUUACUUGGGACUAAAGUGAAUGAAGCUCCUCAUUCUAUUAUGAAACUAGUUAAACCCAUUAUAGAUAAAUUACAUGAAUUAGAAACGUGUAGGGCUUCUCGAGAGCAAGAAGUCAAUCAUCUACGAAUGGUUGCAGAGGAAUCUUUGAAAUUACUUUCGAAAACGAAACCCUCAUCUCCGAAUUUAGACUCUUCUGAUAGGGAAGGGCGUAAAAAAAUGUUAAUCAUUCGACGUGGAGCAGAAGAAGCAUCCCAACAUGGAGACGAUUUACCACUUCGUAUGCUCUCAGAAUGUGAAACUAUAUCCAAAGCAAUUAGUAAAUUGCGAAAAUCAUUUUUAGACAAUAUACAAAAGCAAGAGGAAAUAACAAACUUCGAAACUCUUGUGGACGCAAUAUGCCAAGAAAUGAAUAAAAUGAAUCAAAACUAUUCAAAGAAACAACAAGAAGUAGAUACUCUACGUGCGGCCGCAGAGGAAUCUUUAAAAUCUCUUGAGAACCCUCAAAGAUUUACUACCACAACGUUAUUAAAUCCUUUAUAUAAGGAAGAACGUAAAAAGACUUUUGCUGUUCUCCGUGCUGCAGAAGAGGCAGACCAUCAUGGAGAUAGUUUACCGCUUCGAUUACUCUCUAACUGUGAGGCUUCUGCAAAGGCAUUUCAAAAACUUCGAAAACUCUUACAAGAGAAUGUAGAGCAACAGCAACAGGAAGAGACCAUGAGUCUUCAAGCUAUUGCGGACGCAAUUUGUCAACAGGUAAAAACACUUCGUGAAGAACUUCUUAAGGGAAAUGGUGAACUUGGCAAAUUACGAGCCUUAGAGGAUGAGAAGGGACGAUUAUUGAAUGAACUCCGAUCUCAUGAUGAGCGGUGGGAAUUACCAUCAUUAUCAUCAUUAUCCUCCUCAUCUUCAUUGAAGCGUGGAGGUAAAAGUAUGAAAAGUCACCACACCAAACAAUUUGAUGGUACUGGAUGGAAAGAUAUCCUCCAACACAAACCAGCAGAAUUGCAGCGAUCUUUUAUUAUAGAUGCAGUGAAUGCAUGUCAUGUAGAUCCAGAUUCUCUUACCAAUAUUCAUAUGACUGCAGAAGAAUCUUCUCUACUCGUAGAGUUUGAUGUUCAGCAUGAUCCCUCAAUAACAACAGAGGAAAUAGCGAGACGCAUUAAUGAAUUCCCAUUCCGUGCAGUUAAACGAAUGUAUGAUCGUCGUUCUGCACCUAAGGAUGGUAUGGAUUUACUUCAGGAACAACUCACAGAGAAGGAAAAGGAGGUGGAAACAUUACGUUUAACGAUGGAAGUAGUUAUUGAAAGUCUUGAAAAACCGAAUGCAAAGAAAACAAAUCUUCAAGGACAACACGCCGCAGAAGAAGCGGCACAUCGUGGUGAUAAUAAACCAUUACAAUUACUAAAUAAUUGUGAAUCUAUAAUAAGAGCACUUGAAAAAUUACGAAA
Trypanosoma theileri is the source of this 1616-nucleotide messenger RNA. RefSeq lists its product as uncharacterized. The record is from RefSeq and is a predicted model, not a curated record. The annotation marks the transcript as partial. The transcript has a single exon. Lineage: Eukaryota; Euglenozoa; Kinetoplastea; Trypanosomatida; Trypanosomatidae.